UUCAGUCAUUAUUUCCGAUAAAAAAACAUGUGUAAAUAAAUAUAAAAAUAUAUAAAAUAAAUAUGAAAAACAAAGUGAGAUGAAGAACUACGCGUGACACCAGAUAGGGGUUUACGCAAUGUACGAUUUUUGUUGCAGCAAUUUAUUGAUUUGUUAUGAUCCAAAAUACUUAGAACAAAGAUCUGAUAGCUCAAAAAUUGACAGAAAAUCCGAUAUGUACAUAUCAAAAUGGAAAAAGCGAGAGUUUUUAGUAACAGACAAACAUCAUAAAGAAGCAGCUACACAUAAAAAUUGGAAGUUUUCAAAAGAGGAUAGUUUAAAUUGUAAAAUUAAAAUGAAUAAGCCGAUGAACGGUUUAUCAUCUGUUACCAGUAAAACUCAAACUUACAUACCAGAUACGAGCGUUGAAAAACUUUUAAAUUGCUUUAAUUACGAGAUAGAUCCCAGAGCGGAGUUCCAUAACAUCAGUAAUGCCCACAAAGGAAGCAGCACCGUGGUACAAAAAAGUUCAAAUUUUUUAAAGAGAUCUCAAAUAUUUCCAUGCUUUUCAAAUAUAUUACAAAAUCAUAAAAAAUGUUGUCGAACUAACGUCAAAAAUUUAUCAGUGGAGACUUAUAGAGAACCUUAUUGUGCGCGAUGCGAAAAAAGACGAAUAAAAUGCAUUAGUAAGAAACGAUACAAAUGCGCUAUGCGAUCUCCUUAUUACGUUGACGAAGAUGUCAAGAGACCGGAUUCCAGUCGAUCGGAGAGACAUCGCCAUUCAGUGUAUUACAAUCCUAAAUUAAUAAAAAAUCCAUUUUCAAGGAGCAGUGCCAGCAGCCACACUUCGUGUGAUUCAGAAUAUGAAAACAUAUCUAGGUAUUGUUAUAAGAAGAGAAUGCAAAAUUACAUUUUAAAGGAACGUGAAAGGAAUAAAAAAAUGAAUAGGAAAUAUUUUGGUAACAAAAAACAACAGUGUUAUUCUAAAGUUGAAAGAUUUCUACCCUAUCAAGUGAUUGCUACUCCAUUUUGGGAGGAAGAGAAGAGUUACGACUCAAAUUCAACCCGUUGCAGUGCUCUACCAUCUACCUCUUCGGGUUUUUGGGAAUACUUAACUGAUAAAAUUACUAGAAAGACAAAAGACGGUGAUCGCACUAAAAGUUGUAAGUGUGGACAAUCUGCGUCAUUUAUUUCCAGUGUAAACGGGGAUCCAGAUUGUUUGAAAGUUGCUGAAAAAAUGAGUGAAACCGAGAAAAAGGUCAAUGCAAUAUUAACAAGUCCAGGAGAGAAUACAGAAGAAUCUACAAAAGACACACGUUCAAAAAAUUGUACAUGCGAUUGUAAAAAAAAUAAAACUGAAACCGUAAUUCCGACAACUAAAGAUGUGCACACAUGUUCGCGUAUAAAUACACCUUGCAAUAAAUGCAAUAAUGACAAGAGUAAAAAUGAUAAACGUUCAAAAGAUCCUGAUGAUGCGAAGUCAAAUAAAGGAGACGAGCCAUGUAGAGCGCCACACGAUGAAGUUGUCUCAAAACUGAAACAGAAAUACAACGGAGAAAUAUUAUGUAUUCACAAUCCUCCUUGCAUUCUUAUCAACGGUUGUCUUAAUUUGCCUUCAGCUAACGCCAAUCAGAAGCCUCCAGUGGCUGUUUGGCCCGUCAAUCAAAUGAAGAAAAAUAGCAGUUAUAAUUUUUGUAAAAGAAUCUGGACCCAAAAGGAUAAAGCAGAUGAACAAUAUGAAAUUUACGGUGUACCUUAUGUUUCGUCGAGUGAAUGUCAAAUACCAUUGACUAAGAAAGAAAGAAAUAAUCAUUUCAAUCAGAAGCCUAUUUGUGAAUUAGUGAAACUGUCAUGUAAACCCAAAUACGGUGUCACUGCGGUCAAUCCCCGUGUCCAUGUUGCGAUGCUUAGGAAACAGCCAAAAUGUUUAGACCCGGCAGAUAAGAAACAGAAAUCCAAAUAUUCACAAGCCGCAAACUCACCGAAAAAAAUAAUAUUACAUCGGGCCAAAAAAAAAGUUACGGGUUUUUUACAAUCAAAAACCGAAGUGUUGUAUCCCGUUGAACACGAUGAGAAGAAACCAGGCACUGUACCUGUGUACCACAAGAACAGAUUACUAAGAAUGAUACAGGUGAAACGAUCCGCCACCAAGUGAGUGCCCCUAGCGGCGAGCACGCGCACUAUUGGACACUACGCCAACAAAUAACUCAUAACAAGUACAGGCAAGACAAUAAAGUUGUAGUC
This is a messenger RNA of Papilio xuthus (Asian swallowtail), 2223 nucleotides long. RefSeq lists its product as uncharacterized. The transcript has 2 exons. The coding region runs from base 119 to 2134 and encodes 671 amino acids. Lineage: Eukaryota; Metazoa; Arthropoda; Insecta; Lepidoptera; Papilionidae. The record is from RefSeq and is a predicted model, not a curated record.